AAAAAUAAUAAACAUAAACAUAUAUAUGUAGGUUUUUUUUGUUUACAAUAAGCUUAUAAUCGAACUCAGAACCUCUAGCAUACUAUUCAAAUUUUUCACCACUAAACUAAACCUAAAGACUUUAUGUAGAUGUAAGUUUUAGACAAGUAGUAUUUUUUACUUAAGUUUGGGAGAGUUAAGAGAGGAAGGAAAGGUAGUAAGUUUGGGACCAAAACCUGAAAACGCUAGCAAACCUUCCACGAUGAGUCAUAAAUACUCUCUUCUCUCCAAGUGGCCAUUACAACACCAAUAUGUGAAUGUGAAUACCAAAUUCCUUUCUUCUUAAAUUCUUGACUUUUCCUCUUCAUCCUCUGUCCAACCCAUCCAGCUACUCUAAUUCUAUUCCCUCUCUCUUUAUUAUAUUCAUUCAUUCCUUUUUUUUUACUACCCAACACCAUCACCGUCCCAAAAACGCGUUUCAAAUUCCAACAUUAACAAAACAAACAAACAAACACAUCUCUCUUUUCUCCAUCAAUUCAAACUCAACCGACACACUCAUCAAAUUAUGCAACCUCAACCAAAUCCAAAACCACCAUUCAAAUUUUUAAUCCCCAUCAUCCUAUUCUUCUUACUACUACCUUCUUUAUCAUUCUCCUCUUCCACUCAAUUCAAAGAAGCACCUGAAUUCUACAAUUCCCCACAAUGCCCCUCCACUUCAAAAUCAGUCCAAGUAGCAAUGACACUCGACACAACAUACAUACGAGGUUCCAUGGCAGCAAUCUUAUCAAUUCUCCAACACUCUUCAUGUCCACAAAACAUCUUCUUCCACUUCGUUUGUUCCUCAAACGCAUCUAACCUCCACGCCGCAAUCAUCACCUCUUUUCCUUAUCUCAAAUUCCAUCUCUACACUUUCGAUGACACCACAGUCACCGGUCUCAUCUCAACCUCUAUUCGUUCCGCUCUCGAUUGUCCUCUCAACUAUGCUCGUAGCUACUUACCAAAACUCCUACCACUUUCCGUUAACCGUGUUGUUUAUCUUGAUUCAGAUCUUAUUCUUGUUGAUGACAUUGGUAAACUAGCAGAAACACCAUUAGGUGAAAACUCAGUUUUAGCAGCGCCAGAAUAUUGUAACGCGAAUUUCACUUCUUAUUUUACUCCAUCUUUUUGGUCUAAUCCUUCUUUGUCACUGACGUUUGCGAAUCGAAAGGCGUGUUAUUUCAACACGGGUGUGAUGGUGAUUGAUUUAGAACGUUGGAGAGAAGGUGAUUAUACUAGAAAGAUUGAAGAUUGGAUGGAGUUACAGAAAAGAAUAAGAAUAUAUGAAUUGGGUUCUUUGCCUCCUUUUUUACUUGUUUUUGCUGGGAAUAUUGCUCCUGUGGAUCAUAGAUGGAAUCAACAUGGACUUGGUGGUGAUAAUUUUAAUGGUUUAUGUAGAAAUCUUCAUCCUGGUCCAGUGAGUUUGUUACAUUGGAGUGGUAAAGGUAAGCCAUGGGUUAGAUUGGAUGCUAAUAGGCCUUGUCCUUUGGAUGCACUUUGGGCACCUUAUGAUUUAUUACAAACUCCUUUUUUUCUUGAUUCUUGAUUAAUUCAAUCCAUUUAUUAAAUAAUAAAUAUUCAUAUACUAUACUAGUAUAUAUAUACAUGUACAUGUAGUUGUUAAUUUGAGCACUUAUUAUUGCUU
Molecule: messenger RNA, 1660 nt
Organism: Trifolium pratense (red clover)
Lineage: Eukaryota; Viridiplantae; Streptophyta; Magnoliopsida; Fabales; Fabaceae
Product: probable galacturonosyltransferase-like 1
Exons: 1
Coding region: 545-1561 (338 amino acids)
Cellular component (GO): Golgi apparatus
Molecular function (GO): glycosyltransferase activity
Source: RefSeq, a predicted model, not a curated record